CCUACGAGAGACUUUCAGAAACAGAUGAAAGCGAAACUAAACUCCGCAGCGUAACGAAGAACUCCAGGAUGCUUCAUGUAAAGCUCAGUCAGUCCCUUUACUUUGGUGCCUUCACUGUCCUGGAUUUCCACACUCUCGUCCUCCUCGCCACGAUACACUCAUGUAGAGCUCAGUCUAAUGUGAUUGGUCCAUCCAAGCCAAUACUGGCAAUGGUUGGUGAGGACAUCACUUUGCCAUGUUACCUGGACCCUGUCACGGAUGCUUUCAGCAUGACUCUGGAGUGGGCGAGACCUGACCUGGACCCCAGAUUUGUCCUUGUGUGGCGUGACGGUGUGGAGCUAGAGAGUAGAAAACAUGGAUCCUACGAGGGAAGAACGUCACUGUUUAGUGAUGAACUGAAGAAAGGAAACAUUUCACUGAAACUCUCCAAAGUUAAAAUAUCUGAUGCGGGAAGAUACAGAUGUUUCGUCCCAGCACUGAGAACAGACUCAACUGUUCAGCUUGUUGUAGGAGCCGUCUCCUCACCUGGUAUCCAAAAGUCCAAAAACAGCAGCAGCGUGGUGUUACAGUGUGAGUCUGCAGGCUGGUAUCCAGAGCCUGAGGUGUUUUGGCUGGACGGUGAGGGAAACCUCCUCUCUGCUGGACCUACAGAGACAGUCAGAGGUCCUGAUGACCUCUAUACUGUCAGCAGCAGAGUGACUGUGGAGAAGAGACACAGCAACAGCUUCACCUGUAGAGUCCAACAGAAGGACAUCGACCAGACCAGAGAGACUCACAUCCAGGUUCCAGAUGAUUUCUUCCCAGGCCGGUCUGAUUCUAGCUCCAGUUCAUCUGCGCCUGCCAUCAUCGGUUUGAUUGUUGCCAUGUUGAUUCUUUCAGCGGUCUUUGUUGUUGUGUGGAAAUGGAGACAAAACAAAAUCAGAAACAAGAAGCACCUCGAGGAUGAAGAAACACAGAAAGUGAGAGAGAAGAAGAGCAACUCUGUGAGAAACAAUUCAGAACAGGAGCCACUAAUGGAAAGAGAAACAGACAGAGAACAACUAGCAGCAGAAAGAGAGACAAUUAACAUUCAGGACCCGUCGAAUGAAGAAACAGAACUUCAAGCUCAAACAAAGGAACCUCACCAAAGAGAAUCAAACAACGUUUUGAUCCAGACACAAGAAAACAUCCAGUCUGUGAAUAAAGAAACGGAGCAUCAGUCUUCAGUGGGAGGAAGAAGACAGACAGACCAGGCAGAAGGACAGACAGAAAAUGGUUUGGACAAGGGUCAAGAAGAGACAGAGACUCAACCAAUCAAUCAGAAACGAGACGCUCCACAUCCAGCAGAAAGUGAUCUGAACCACAAGGAAGAGGCUAAACCUGAAAGUGACAACACAGAGCAGCUGAUGGAAGAAAGACAGACAGACCAGGCAGAAGGACAGACAGAAAAUGGUUCGGACAAGAGUCAAGAAGAGACAGAGACUCAACCAAUCAAUCAGAAACGAGACGCUCCACAUCCAGCAGAAAGUGAUCUGAACCACGAGGAAGAGGCUAAACCUGAAAGUGACAACACAGAGCAGCUGAUGGAAGAAAGACAGACAGACCAGGCAGAAGGACAGACAGAAAAUGGUUUGGACAAGGGUCAAGAAGAGACAGAGACUCAACCAAUCAAUCAGAAACGAGACGCUCCACAUCCAGCAGAAAGUGAUCUGAACCACGAGGAAGAGGCUAAACCUGAAAGUGACAACACAGAGCAGCUGAUGGAAGAAGAGGAAGGGGAGGAAAUAAAGUCUGCAGGUGAUGAAACACAAGCUCAGUGUUUGAUGGAGGAAGAAAAACAUGGAGAACAGCUGAUGCCAGAAAGAGAGACACUGAAUGACCUAGACAAAGAGAAGGAAAAACUUAUGAGAAAUCUAAAGACAAAAGAAAGAGAACAAGAAGAAUUGGAAGAAACGAGUCUCCAGACUUAAGGGGCAGAU
Micropterus dolomieu (smallmouth bass) is the source of this 1958-nucleotide messenger RNA. Its product is annotated as butyrophilin subfamily 1 member A1-like. The transcript has 7 exons. Bases 69 to 1949 code for a protein of 626 amino acids. The record is from RefSeq and is a predicted model, not a curated record. NCBI's taxonomy places the organism in Eukaryota, Metazoa, Chordata, Actinopteri, Centrarchiformes, Centrarchidae.